AUGAUGCAUGGAAAUUGCUGCAUACUUAAUUCUCCUUGCCCAGCUAUUCUUCUGGUCCAGAGGACUAGACUCCAGGCCUUUCUGUUUCUUCCCUCCCCUUGGUUGCUUGAUAGAGUGGGCCACUCCUAAACCCUGUGUCAUAGGCUAGGCAGGGCUGCUUGAAGCUGGACCUGUUGCUGCUGGGAGCUGAGAGUCUGGGCAGGCUAUUUAAUCGGAUUAUCUGUGGCCUGGGGCACAGGCUGGGCCUUCUUCAGAGGGGAAAAUAGGGUUCUCUCAGCAUGGUCUCUAGAAUCCAGGAGGGUCAACUUGUGUUUCUGGCUCCAGAAUUCACAUCACUGUUCUCAGCUUUUGGAGUCACAAGGGUGAUGAGGUAGUGACUGGGAUUGGGAGACUCUUAGACCUAUAUUGGACAGUACCCCGAGGGUUGAGGGUGAUCCUAAAGAUGAUGUCCUGAAUGCCUUGUCAGAGAAGCUGUGUCCUGAAAAUGGAGGGAACUUGGGUCCUCAAGAAAUAUGUAUCAGCUGGGUGAUGGUGUUUCACACCUUUAGUCUCAGCAUUCAGGAGGUAGAGGCAGGCAGCUCUCUGAGUUCCAGGACAGCCUGAUCUACAGAGUGAUUGUAGCCAGAGCUACACAGAGAAACCUUGUCUGGAAAAACAACAGGAUGUAUCUCUAUGAGCUCAAAGCCAGCCUAGUCUACACAAGGAAUUCCAGACCAAUCGUGGUUCAGUCCUGUUUCAAAUAAUUACCAUUUUUAAGAAAAGAUAGAUAUAUCAGGGUAGUAAAAGCUAAGAAGGCUAAGCAGUGGUGGGGCAAACUUUAAUCCCAGCACUCAGGAGGCAGAGGCAGGUGGGGUCUUUGUAAGUUCGAGGCCAGCCUGAUCUACAGAGUGAGUUCCAGGACAGCCAGGGCUACACAGAAAAACCCUGUCUGGAAAAACCAAAAAUAAAUUCCUUUGCCAACUCAUGACCUGAGCUGGGCCACCAAGAUAGCUACUACCUCUUCACCUUGCGACCCUUGAAGGAGAGAAUUGACUUCUGAAAGUUGUCCUGUGACCUCCAUGCUGCAAGUGGUAGCACUUGUGCCUCCUCCCAUGAUCUUUUUGAAGAUUUCUUUUUUUAAACGUAUGUAUCCAGAGGACCUGGUUCAAUUCCAGCACCCACAUGGCGGUUCACAGCUAUCUGUGACUCUAGUAGUUCCAGGGGAUCUGGCACCUUCACACCAAUGCACACAAAAUAAAUCUUUUUUUAAAAAGUAUUAUCUCUAGGUUCGGAGUCCUUUGGCUCCCUCCUCGUGGUUUGAGUUUAAAGAUGAAAUUUGCCACAACUGAGUGGCAGUGGGGAAAUCUUCUGGGCUGGAAGUGGCUUGAGUGUUCUCAUCCGCCCAGGCACCUGUUGGAAUGACUCAGAAAACAAAAAUGGCCUAUCUUCUUUGAGUUUCUUACCCCUGGGGCAGGUCAGGAUUUGAGGAACAACAGGCGCCGGAAGAAAGUAUUGAGUUGGGAGUGAGACCUUCCUAAAUUCUCCGUUUGGUUGACCCCGAGGGCAUUUGAUGCCCAAGCUUGAUCCCAUCUUGGAAAGGAAUUUGCUUUAAAUUGCUGGUGCUUGUGCUUAAGAAGAUAGACAAUUGUAGCCAUUGGGGCCAUUAGGCCUGACAUCCAGACCUUGGGUGGAGAGGGGGCGUGGUGCCCCAGGGGAGGUGUCUGGGCUGCGAAGAACAGGACACCUGGGUUUGCCAAGAAGCUUUUUUUCUUUUUCUUUUUCUUUUUUUUUUUUUUGAGGACGUUCUGUUGUGGAGCCUAUGGGAGGGAUUGGGGGAGGAGUCAGGUUUUAAACACUUUUACCGAGGCUGAGCACAGGUGGGGAAGGUCUGUGGCACCGGUACGUUUUUUUGUCAGCUGUGGAAACUUGAGACCAAGAGCCUCACAGAGGCAGAGUUGCAGCCCCCACGGAAGAGCCUGCCGCAGCAGAGGUCAGGGACAGGGACUGGGACUGGCAGUAGGUAGACUUGAGAGAACACUACCUCUCCGAGACAGGACCUGGUGCUGCCAGACAAGGAUUCUGCAUUCAGCUUUCCGGAGCAAAGGAAUUGAUUCAAGGACUCAGGAAGAUACUUAAGUACUCAAAUUUUCAGAGUCCAGUCUUCACUCUGGGAGGAGGGCAUUCAAGACGACCUCUCAAAGACGCUUUACUCUCAACCUAUGGCGCUGCCGGGCUCCUCACCGGCCCAGACUUGGAGCCUGGAGCCUCCGGUUCCCACAGCCUCUUUGCCUUUGGGACCUCAGGAGCAGGAGGGUUCCGGGAGCUCUGGAGCGUCUGGGAGGCUUCCUCAAGAGAAGGUUAAGCGACCCAUGAACGCCUUCAUGGUGUGGAGCUCUGUUCAGCGUCGCCAGAUGGCGCAGCAGAACCCCAAGAUGCACAACUCUGAGAUCUCUAAGCGCCUGGGCGCGCAGUGGAAGAUGCUGGGCGAGGAAGAGAAGCGUCCCUUCGUGGAGGAGGCCAAGCGUCUACGAGCCCGCCACCUACGCGACUACCCCGACUACAAGUACCGGCCUCGGCGCAAGAGCAAGAACUCAGGCACCGGGUCUGUCCACUUCAGCCAAGGAAGAGGUGGCCUGGCAGGUGGUGGCCCACACUGGGGACCAGGGUACACAACUACCCAAGGGAGCAGAGGCUUUGGGUACCAGCCCCCCAACUAUUCCACAGCCUACCUGCCUGGAGGUUACACCGCUUCCCAUUGUAGACCGGAGGCCUCCUCGCCGUGCUCUCUCCCUCAGAGUCAUCCUAGGCUCCAGGAGGAGCUAAUUCCCUCUUUUCCUACCUAUCUACCCCCAGGCUCUACCUCUCCAUACAACACUUCUCUUGCUGGUGCCCAAUGUCUGUAACCCCCCAUUAACUGGCUGGGACAUCCAGGGUCAACCCCACAGGCCAAUCCCUUUCUAGUUCAGAGGAACAAGGAGCCAGAAUGUACAAAACCACACUAAACACAAUUUUAUACAAUG
Cricetulus griseus (Chinese hamster) is the source of this 2999-nucleotide messenger RNA. Lineage: Eukaryota; Metazoa; Chordata; Mammalia; Rodentia; Cricetidae. The record is from RefSeq and is a predicted model, not a curated record.